This is a messenger RNA of Malaya genurostris, 5341 nucleotides long. It is a transcript of the gene Orp8, whose product is annotated as oxysterol-binding protein-related protein 8. The record is from RefSeq and is a predicted model, not a curated record. Lineage: Eukaryota; Metazoa; Arthropoda; Insecta; Diptera; Culicidae. Gene Ontology annotation, molecular function: cholesterol binding. Gene Ontology annotation, cellular component: membrane; cytosol; intracellular membrane-bounded organelle. The transcript has 12 exons. The coding region runs from base 890 to 4054 and encodes 1054 amino acids.
UGACGUUCGGGAGUUCCAGUCUCAGUUCGGGUGUUUAAUCGUCAAAUGUAAGCAGUUGCGUGCGGUGGUACUGAUUGCUACGUGACCAUAGAUUUUUUCCGUGAAGCCUCUGUCCGUAGUUUUUGGACCCGUAAAUCCGUUUCCAUAUAGAUGAAGUGCUGAGUGUGUCGUCGACCAAGCUACAUACGGGAUAUACAAGAGUUCGAAAGACCAGUCCAGAAGUCCGAAUCUCCACUCCCCCUCAGUGUCCGUGUCAAGAAAGUAGUUGGGUGGCAGUGUUCGUAUAUUUGUGUAUGUGCGCGUGUGCGCGCACUCGUUUAUGCAAUAUUAUUUAUUCUGCCUGCUGUAAACUGCCCAUUGCGGCUGGCAAAUGAUCGUUGGUUCGUUCUUUCUCUGCACAGGAGACGAAAUCUAGCAGCAGACCAGACCGAUUGCUGCGCCUGGUAUUUUCGUGGACGGCUGUGCUGUUAAAAAUGUGUUCCAAGCAACAGUGAUGAAGGUGCCGCGGAAGUUGGAAGGAAUCAGGCGACAAUAAUAAUAAUCACAAAGCUGGGGGGUUGACUUGGUAGAAGACUGCAGAAAGAUUCCAGUACCGUACAUCGGUUGUAAGCGGGAUUACGCCACCAGCGUUCACACGAAGAAGAAAAAAACGGUUGUCUUCAUAUCAAUAAUAAACAUUAUUGAUGCAUUUGAAGGGGUUCUAAUUGGUGGAUGUACGACAGAAGCUGGGGAAGAUCCGGGUGUUUGGAAGAAGAAUCUUGUUUUUUUUGCCGGUGUUGACUAUGUUCAAUUAUUAUCAUUAGACCGUGAUUGAAUCAAGUGUCAAGUCUAGUACGGUGUGAAAUAGUUUAGUCAACCAGAGAAAAAAAAAACGAAUUUGCUGAUCGAAAUGAGCGGAAGUGGAAACACGGGGCCAUCUGCCAACGUUAGUGCCGUUUCGACACCGAUCAAUACCGGAACACGGCCUGAUUCAGCUCCGGCUUUUGGAUCAUCAACAAUUUCACAGGCCUCAACUCCACCGCAUAGCUCUGCCGGAGGCAAGUUUCUGGAUCCCCGUGCGGCCGCCGAGGAGAAGAAAUUCCGUCGGACCUCGCUGCUAGUCCCGCUACCGAAGCUGCCCUCGUCGGAGAGCAUCAGCCUCAGUCCGGGACCGGUGUCUCCAGGAAUCUCUGGAUGGAACGACAGCAGUCCAAAGAUCGAAGCCGGCUUUCCCGAUAAGUCAUCCAACAACGAUGCGGCCAAACUGAACCGCAAGGAGUCAUACAAAGCACAACGAAAAAACUAUCGCCGGGAGAAGAAACGGGUGGCAUCGGAACUGCUCAAUUCGCUACAGGACCCGGCCGUGAUAGUGCUGGCUGAUUGGCUUAAGAUCCGAGGAACGCUCAAAUCAUGGACAAAAUUGUGGUGCGUGCUGAAACCCGGUCUGUUGUUCAUCUACAAAAGUCCAAAAACAAAAAGUAGUCACUGGGUGGGAACGGUUCUGCUGACCUCGUGUCAGGUAAUCGAAAGGCCAAGCAAAAAAGAUGGAUUCUGCUUCAAGCUGUUCCACCCGAUGGACCAAACAAUAUGGGCCCCUAGAGGACCGGACAAGGAAACCAUGGGAGCUGUGGUUCAGCCACUUCCCACUUCCUACCUGAUCUUCAGGGCACCCAGUCAGGCCGCUGGAAAAUGUUGGUUGGAUGCACUGGAACUAUCACUCCGGUGUUCGGCGCUGUUGGUCCGUUCGGUCCCCGCCAUCGACACCAGCACGCUGGAAGGUGCGACCAGUACCCACGAGACGCAGUGGUCCGAGGCCGACUACGAGAAACACUUUGACGAACAUGUUCCAAAAUUGAAGAAGCACCUUAACUACCUGUUAAAGUAUCUACCCCCUUCCCCACCGGAUGAUGCGAAUCUUAGCGUAGAUCCCAGCAAAUCGCCUUUCCCCCAUAGUCCGUGUCCUUCGCCAACGCCAAUCUUUCAGCAGCUCUACCUGGCGGUUGCCCAUUGGGAGCGAUAUCUGCGCGAUUCUCCGGAAUUUAUGCGACAGUGCGGUGGCAAUCCGGGCGAAUCCGGGGCACUGUCACCGUGCAGCAAUGACGACGUGUUCGACGAGAAUGUUCCGUCCGUCUCCGAGCGACGGCGUGGUUCGCUCCAGGUUGGAUUGUCACCCGGGGGAUCGAUCGACGAAAAGAUCCGACGCCGCAGCAGUCCGGCAGAGUUCAACAAAGAGUACGGACGAGAUUCGGCCGGUGGAGUGACGAUCCGGGUUUCCGGCUGUCAAUAUUUAGAUAUCGAUAGUCAACAGGAUCAGGGAACGCUGGUAAUGUCGGCCGGUGAGUCAGACUCCGAGUCCGAUCUCGGUGAGGGUCUGGAACUGGAGGAGUUCCCCGAAACGCCCUACGUCCACCUUCCGGAGGAGGAGUUUGGGGCGGCUGGUGAACAAGUGGAGGAACUUCCCGAGGAACACAAAAGUCUGUUGUGGUUCCUGGUGAAACAGGUUCGACCCGGUAUGGAUCUCAGUAAGGUGGUUCUGCCGACCUUCAUCCUCGAGCCCCGUUCAUUUCUGGACAAACUGGCCGAUUCGUACUAUCACGCAGAUUAUCUGUCGAAGGCCGUUCUUGAGGACGAUCCGUUCACACGGAUGAAAACCGUCGUCCAGUGGUACUUGUCGGGAUUCUAUAAGAAACCCAAAGGUCUGAAGAAACCCUACAACCCUAUCCUGGGAGAAACGUUCCGCUGCUACUGGCAGCACGACAACGGUAGCCGGACGUUCUACAUUGCCGAGCAGGUAUCGCACCAUCCUCCGAUAUCGGUAUUCUACGUGACAAACCGACAGGAUGGAUUCUCCAUCAGUUGCAGUAUCCUGGCCAAGUCGAAGUUCUACGGCAACAGCACUUCGGCAAUACUGGAGGGAGUCGCGACACUGACCCUGCUGCCGCGGGGUGAAUGCUACACAUUGACGGUGCCGUAUGCCCACUGCAAAGGUAUUCUGAUGGGAACUCUUUCGAUGGAACUGGGCGGAAAAGUUUCCGUCGAAUGUGAAAAUACGGGCUAUAAAACGGAACUGGAAUUUAAGUUGAAACCGUUCCUGGGAGGCAACGAGUACACCAAUCUGGUCACAGGUAAGCUAAAGCUUGGCAAGGAAACUCUGGCGACCAUUAACGGCCACUGGGAUGGAGAGAUCCGGAUCAAGGAUACCCGAUCCAACGAGGAGUCGGUUCUGUUCAACCCUUGUUCGGAGACUCGUGCCAAGCGAUUGCGCCGAUUUGUGGUGCCAAUGGAAUCACAGGGUAACACCGAAUCGGAACGAUUGUGGCAACACGUGGCCGCCGCCAUCCGACGGGAUGAUCAGGUGGGAGCGACCGAAGAGAAAACGGCUCUGGAGGAAGCCCAGCGUAUGGCGGCCAAGGAACGAAAGGCGACCUGCACCGAGUGGAUCCCCUUGCUGUUUCAGCAAGAUCUGGUGACCGGACAGUACCACUACAAAUACGCCGACCUGCGCCCGUGGGAUCCACGGAACGAUUUGCGACAGUACGAGUGCAACUAUCGCAUCCAAACGAAGACGCGACAUCAAGCACCGAUGGUGCGCACAGCGUCCGUCAUCAGCACCGAACCGCUCAGUAUUCUGCAGGCAGAAUCACGCAGUUCACUGCGCAAAGGGAUCGCGGUGGCCGGAGCCGUUCUGAAAGCACGCAAAAUCUCAUCCAACACUUCCACACCGGAUCUGAACGAUCCCAACUCGGACUCUAGUCAUUCGAACGAGCAUACCAACAGUAUCUCCAAUACUAGGGUGAUGCAAUCACUGGACGACAUUAACCGAAAGCUGGAGGAACACUCGAAGAAACUGUCCAAGCUUCAACUGGACAUGGACAAAAUCAACUGGGCUCCGAGAUUGGCCGGCACGAGCCGGUAUGGACUGCUGGCCUCGUCGAAUGCGAGGGCCAUAGCAUUUGCCGUACUGGGACUACUGAUACAGGUAUUUGUCGUAUGGUUUCUAACGAAACGAUCUCUCGCCAGUGUUGCGCCUCCCUCGUCGUCGUCCGAAACCCCCCCGUCGACGAACGGGCAAUAGUCAGUAGGUGAUAGUGAUAGUUUUACAGUUAGGUUCUGUUAAAGUUUGACACUAAUCAGGUUUACUUUGUGAACAAUCCGAUCUGAAUUACAAACAUUCAGCGUAGGUUGGGAUCGGUAUAGAAGAAAAAAAACAGACUACAAAUGUUUUAUUUCAUCGAACAAUUAAGUCAACGCAAUUUUCUCUACUUCUCAAAGCUUGUUUCGACUUUUUCUGUUCCCGUAAAAAUCGACACAAUUGUUCAAAUAAAUUAUUUUAUAGCACCUAAUAAAUAUCCAAUACACACUCAGCGAGGACACCAACCGCAGAUAGCUCCCCACGGCAGAUGCCAUAAUCAAGAGACGAAUAGUUCAUUUCCCCAACGAUGGCGGUUGACGUGUUAUCCUCGGAUGGAAACUUUUCCUCCUACAACCACUCCCUCCCACAGCCGAGCGAGCUUUGCCGGGCGAAAAGCUUCUAUCGUCUAUCUAAAUACAUUCCCCCCCACGCGUUGCUUAAAACUCCCGAGAUAAUGAAAACGUUUCUAGAAAUUUUUAAUUUUUAUAUGAAUCACAGAAUAACGUGGUUGAUUCAGCUAGCGGCACAUUUUUCAAUAAAUCAAUUGAAACGCAAUAUGCCGAUUAUACCGUUUUGCAAAACCGUUUGAAACAAACAAAACUAAACACAACUAUCAAUUAUUCGGUAAGGCUAACAAGUAUGCAAUAUUAUUCGUUGGUAAGGAUAGGCAAGAUCGAGUUUUUUUUUCACUCUGUGGUAUCAGGUUUACAAACAUUAUAGGCAGGUAGAAGGAACAAGUCAGAUAAUCAAGUUCUCUUAUAAUUAGUCAGGUUCAUCACACAGGUUCGGUAACUGAUUGUUUUUCUGUAGUGGUUAAGACGGUACUAUUUCUACACUAGGUUAACCUCCCCCCCCCGGGCUUGUCAGAAAAUAAUCGUUCUUGAAAAAUCGCAUCGUCCCUCCUAUCGUUCGAGUUUUGAUGUAAUGUGAGCAAGCGAUCGUUUUUAUUUUUGCUUUUGAACGAACAGUUCCACGCAACCACGACACACACACUACAACAGCAGAGUUUAAACAACAUGCCAUUUAUUCAUAGACCAUAGAAAAAAAAACUUGUUCGAGCGUCAACUCGACUCAGUCAAAAUGUUACACAAAUACGAAUGAACUUAAUUACUGAUAACACAAAAUAAUUAAAAGUGUACCGCUUCGUGUGGCAGAAACAUUUACUACUACUAAUUAUAUUCGUCAAAAAUUGUUACUGAAAGGAAUAAAGCUUACACAUUGGUUACAAGA